GGACGGCUGAGAAUGACAAUCCGCGUCGAAUGCGUCAAGUGAAUACAAUCCGUCGAUUGUUCUUUAAUCGAUGGCAGGUACAGCUUUCAGAUUGUGCUUUUCCGUAGAGACAGAAUAAAGUAAUAAGACAAGGCGGAUAGUUUUUGGCGGGUUUUUUAUUAGGAGCCAUAAAUUCUUUUUUUGUUUUUUUGUUUUCAUUUAAAUUACUAUAAUUAACCAUUACUAGUUAAAAAUAAAAGUUAAAAUUUAUAUCUUAUUUGAAAGUAAAUACACAGUUUAUUUAUUUUGUAUUUAUUUGCGUUUUAGAAUAAUUUAAUUUAUAUUUUAAUAAUUCUUACUAUAAAUUACUCCGUAGUACUGUACGUAUAAACCACCAAGGCUACCCAGCUAAAAAGGAAAAAGAGAGAGCAGAGGGAGAGAGUGAGUGAAUUCGAAGAUGUCGAAACUGGGUCUGUUGUUGCAGAACGUCCGUUUUUUCUCCUGGACAGAGAUGGUGCUCUUGUCCGCCGGAGGUUACACGUAUCAUCACUUCCACAGCGAAUUGAAGGCUUUGAAGAUUCGUCAGCGAGAAGACUCAGAGAUUCUUAUGGGGUUGGGUUCUAAGGUCAUGAAGGAAGAAUUUGGUGACCCUGCAGCGAAAACCAAUGAAGCUGCAGUGAAAGCCAAUGAAGAAGCAGUGAAAGCCAAGGAAGUUGCAGUGAAAGUCAAUGAAGCUGCUGAGGUGCCAGACAAGAAGUGAUCUGAAUAGGAGAGGAGGAUGAACACUUAAUAAUUGUUUUAGUUUUACAGUUUGUGAUGCAUGCUAGCUCCAAACACUCUUAUGUUAUGUUACUCAAUUCCCUUUAGCAAUUGUUACUGACUGAAUUAGAAAACCUUUCUGAUAUAUAGAGAAAAAUAAAAGUUUGAA
Messenger RNA from Cornus florida, 907 nucleotides. RefSeq lists its product as uncharacterized. The transcript has 4 exons. Bases 437 to 739 code for a protein of 100 amino acids. Lineage: Eukaryota; Viridiplantae; Streptophyta; Magnoliopsida; Cornales; Cornaceae. The record is from RefSeq and is a predicted model, not a curated record.